Molecule: messenger RNA, 2874 nt
Organism: Ostrinia nubilalis (European corn borer)
Lineage: Eukaryota; Metazoa; Arthropoda; Insecta; Lepidoptera; Crambidae
Gene: Poxn
Product: paired box pox-neuro protein-like
Exons: 7
Coding region: 314-1687 (457 amino acids)
Biological process (GO): anatomical structure development; regulation of transcription by RNA polymerase II
Molecular function (GO): RNA polymerase II cis-regulatory region sequence-specific DNA binding; DNA-binding transcription factor activity, RNA polymerase II-specific
Source: RefSeq, a predicted model, not a curated record
AGGGCUUACGCGGACUCGGAACGGAACGCACGGUUUUGAAUUUCGAAAACGUUUCGCCGCGCCUUUUUGUUUUUUUUUUCUGUGCAUGCCAGUGAUACGCUACUGAUUUAUAAAUAAGUUUGAAUUUAUAAUUUCGAGUGUUUUUAAGAACUUUUUGACUUACGUGGACUCUAAAAAGUUUUGAUUAACUUUGUUAGUGGCGAUAAUGACUUUAUCGAGUUGAAUAAUGGUAAUUUAUGCAAACUUUGAGGUUGCGUAAUUUUCAAUAAGUUGCAGAUAUUUUAAUCUCCUAGAUAUUGACACCGCCACCCAGAUGCCGCAUACAGGGCAAGCAGGCGUGAACCAAUUAGGGGGCGUCUUCGUGAACGGGCGCCCCCUGCCCGACGUGGUCCGUAAAAGGAUAGUAGAACUGGCCAUCAUGGGGGUGCGGCCGUGUGACAUCAGCAGACAGCUGCUCGUCUCCCAUGGCUGCGUCUCCAAGAUCUUGACGAGGUUCUACGAGACUGGUUACCUUUAUUUCGCCUUGCUGGCCAUCAUGGGGGUGCGGCCGUGUGACAUCAGCAGACAGCUGCUGGUCUCACACGGCUGUGUCUCCAAGAUCCUGACGAGGUUCUACGAGACCGGGUCGUAUAGACCUGGGUCUAUUGGCGGGAGUAAGACUAAGCAAGUGGCGACCCCUACCGUCGUGAAGAAGAUCCUGCGCCUCAAACAAGAGAACCCUGGAAUGUUCGCUUGGGAGAUCCGAGAGAGGCUGCUCAGUGCGAGAGUGUGUGAACCCCACUCCAUACCCUCGGUGUCUUCGGUCAACAGGAUUUUGAGGAACAGUGGCCUGGCGUGGAGCGACGAUGACACUAGAGCUGGCCAUGGUAGGUGUUCUUUUGUUUUGGUCUUUAUGGUGUCUGCUACAGAGUCCACGAUCCUCAGUGCGAGAGUGUGUGAACCCCACUCCAUACCCUCGGUGUCUGCGGUCAACAGGAUUUUGAGGAACAGCGGCCUUGCGUGGAGCGACGAUGACACCAGAGCUGGACAUGAAUCGUACCCGCAGCCAGAGCUGCCUCCUAACGUGAUGGACUACAUGUCUCUGAAGACGAGCUUGCCUCCCACAUCCGUUCCACAAAGCCCCUCCUACUUCGCACAUUCCGCUAUAAGAGUCCCUCCUCCCCAAGCAGACCCUCUCUACGAAAGGCGGCUCACAACCUCCUGGCUCCUCGCCAACCAAGUCCAAGCCCAGGGCCUCCUCAAACCGUACCCCAUCUCGCCGUGGCAGCGAAUCAUGAUGCCAUACCCUGACGCCAAGAACUUUCCUCCUUACAUCAGCCUACACAACGAUCUCCUCAGAAUGAACUCCGACGAAGUGAAGUCAGAGAAUUCCGAACACAUAUCUGUAGAAGCCAGCGAUGAUAGCACCGAUCGACCUGAUGAUGAACGAAAGACUCCAACUGAAAAAGAGAAGAAGAAAAACCCAUACUCCAUUGAAGAACUCUUGAAGAAGCCCGAGAAAAUGGUCAAUUCCAGUCCGAUGCCGUUUCUAAGGCAGCCUAGUGGAAGCAUGAUCGACUACCAGAGUCAGGAGAAAGAGCAUAACUUGAGUAACAGGAGUUCUCCCGCCAGUUACUGCUCGGUACAAAGCGGGACUUCCAAUGACUUUGCUGAAUCGGUCACGUCUGAGAUAAAAGCAGGGCAUUGAAGAUGUAAUUAGAGGCAAAGGCUUCUAAUUUUCUAAUCCGGGCUUUUUCAAGGCGAAAGUGAAUAGGCACUUACAGGGCAGAUAUGUACCAUCCUAGACUGCAUCUCACUUAACACCAGGUGCGAUUGCGGUCCAAUACCUGCCUUGUUAUGCAUAAAAAAAUCUAGGUACAGGAUACUGUGUACCGCUCCUAAAAAGAUUAAGGUUGGAUCAGUCUCUUUACCUUAGGACGAAAGCAAGGAAGAGAAAAUUUCCCAAGGCGUGCGCAAGUAGGCAAUCUAUCUGGUGUAUUUUUAUUAAAAUCUCAGUGAUUUGAUAUCUGUAAGUAGGUAGUUACAACUGCCUUUCCGGAUAAAGGUCAUAAGCAGAAUUAUCAACUCGGAAAGGGAUCAACGCCGUAUCGCCUUUUGCGAGGCGAAGUGUUUACGUGACGGACCGGAUAAAGUGUGCGUUGCAGUACGGAGUUUCAUACAAAGAAUACUGACCGCCUCGAGUUGAUACGGUUACGAUCUGUUUCCGAGUUAAUGAUUGUGCUUCGUCCUUAACUGCCUUGAUUGUCUAUGUUGUACGGGCUAGUUUGGGUGAAAAGUGUCCCAACUUAGCGAGGGCAAUAUUUUUUUAACUUUUAUAUUUUUUUGCCUAAACUACACUUUCUGCUAUUUGUUACAAAAAGUAUGUAAUCAACUUUAACUGAAGCGUGUGUUGGAUCUACGUAGGUAAAAUUUAAUAGUGUCAAUGGAUAUGGAUAGGAUUAUUUGUAUAUUACGUAGGUACUAUGUCGCCAUAUUAUAGUUAAUAAAUAAAUACGUAAUCAUGUAUGUAGACAGGUAUGUUUGGUGUCCAUAAUAAUUUAAAGUUAGUGUAAGUACCUACAAAUAAUUCACUUUAGUGAUAAUAAAUUAUUUUUACUUAAAUUAUUAUUAUUAUUAUAAGGUCUAGGUUAUCUGUAAAUAUGUUAAUAUUAGAUCAGUUAGCUAAAACUAGUUCUGUGGGAGGGUUUGAGUAGUUAUGAUACUGUGAUAUUCUUGUGUAAUAUAAAAAUCUAUUAAUAGUAGCCAUACUUAAUUUAAGUCCUUAAAAAAUCUUGUAAAUGAUUGUAAAAUUAAAUUAAAUGUAAGUAGAAUAUGUACUUAUUUUGUGCUGUCUCUCUUUCAUUGGAUCAGAUGUUAAUAAAACAUUAUGUAUGU